AUGCAGGCUCUGGCCGAAGGCAACGGCGACGCUGUCGCCGAGGCUAUCAGUAAUGGCACUGGUACUGCAGUGGAUCCCAGCACAAUCACUAGUGCCGAGGGCACAGCACAAGCUGUGAACAACGGUCAGGCAAAGAAAGUGGAGGCUAUUGUCAUUGCCAACUCCGCCGCUUUCAGCGAGAUAAAGGAGUCCACUGCCUCCGCGCUUUCCACUGCCGUGGCCCAAGUGUGUGGUGGUGGGGCCGCUCAGGCCCAGGCUGAGGCUGUUGCCGAGGCUGUCUCCACGGCCACUGCCAAAGCGUACGCCAGUGUGUUCGCUUCGACAUCCGGCCCAGGGGCCUCUGCGUGCGGGAGCGCCGCAGCGUCUGCCACUGCUGUGGCCAAGGCCAUCGCGGAAGCCAGUUCCACUGCCAUCGCCCAAGCUGGCUGCUGUCCCUCCCAGGCCGAAGCCAUUGCGGAGGCCACUGCCAACAGUAUCGAGACUUCCGUCGCCACCGCUGCUGCAGCUGCAUCAGCCUGCGCCACAGAUGGAGGCACUGCCGAGGCCACUGCUGAAGCCACCGCCGAAGCCACACCCGACCAGUCCCUCCAGUGGACCUUCCCCGACAACUCCUACCAACUCGCCGUCCCCCAGCCCUAG
Molecule: messenger RNA, 639 nt
Organism: Auxenochlorella protothecoides
Lineage: Eukaryota; Viridiplantae; Chlorophyta; Trebouxiophyceae; Chlorellales; Chlorellaceae
Exons: 4
Coding region: 1-639 (212 amino acids)
Source: RefSeq, a predicted model, not a curated record